Molecule: messenger RNA, 1815 nt
Organism: Laccaria bicolor S238N-H82
Lineage: Eukaryota; Fungi; Basidiomycota; Agaricomycetes; Agaricales; Hydnangiaceae
Exons: 1
Coding region: 1-1815 (604 amino acids)
Molecular function (GO): protein binding
Source: RefSeq, a predicted model, not a curated record
AUGGACAAGUCACCGUAUGCACCCUAUCUUUACACCAACUACACCCCCUCGGCUUCAGAAGUCCUCGAUAUCAAGGAUUUUUUAACAGAACCACUCGCACGUUUAUCCACCUUAGAUGCCGAAAUCCAGCAGUUGAGCUUGACUAUGUUCGUCUUAAAUCACCAGCGUCAUGCUCUGAGCAAGGAGAUUGAGGCUCAUCGAGCCCUUAUCUCUCCUUUUCGUCGACUACCUCUCGAAAUAAUGGCGGAAAUCUUCUCUCAUUGUCUUCCCACAGAUCAUAACGCCGUUAUGAGCGUUAAAGAAGCUCCCCUCUUGCUGGGUCGUGUUUGUAGUGCAUGGAGAUCUAUUACGCUGUCAACUCCACACCUUUGGGCAAGCCUGCACAUCCCGACGCCUACACCAGACUCUCGUUUUGGUCCCGCAUCUGUCCGCAAAAUGGCAACACGCUGUGAGGCGGUGAGGGAAUGGAUCCUCUGUUCAGGAAAGAUUCCGCUCUCUAUUUCCCUUUACACUCUGGAUCCCCGUGUUUCUUUUAAGGGCUCGUCUAAUUCUGAUUCUGAUUCUAAUUCCCAGGAGGACAUGGAAUCUUUUGGGAGAGUGUCCAGGCAGAUAAUCCCAUUUAGCCGCCAAUGGAAGACUGUUUACCUCAGGGCGAUGGAAAGCUCUUUUACACCUUUCCAAGCGAUGGUGAAGGGCGAUGUUCCGAUGCUGGAAUCCCUUUCCAUUGUCAACAUACCGCUGGAAGAUUGGGAACCGCAAACGUCUUCCCAUGCUGAGAGACCUUGGAAAAAAUCUUCGGGUCUUCUCUCAGCUCCAAAACUACGAAGGCUGUCUUUAACACAUUUCAGCGAAUGUCUUUACAACUUACCAGUGCGUUGGUCACGGCUUACUCACCUCAAAUUGGACGAAGAGGGUUUGAAUCACUUAGAAAGCCUAAGCGACCUUAGGUACAGCCAUGUUUUCAGGGUAUUGAAGAAAUGCCCGCUGCUCGUGAGUUGUAGUUUCCGCCUAGGAAACUCCGAAUCCGACACUAGGGUACCAUCAAAUUCUACACUGUCUCCCAGCCAAUAUGCCCUUACCCUCCCUCUUCUCGAGCACCUCUCCCUCAGCCUCAGUGGCAGAUCAGACGAGGCUUUCUUGAAAUAUCUCGAUUUACCAGCCCUCCGUCAUCUGGAGAUUAAAGUUCAAAAGGAGCAUCGUGGUCACAAGGCACCGGAGAACCAGCGCUCCGUUUUGAUGGACCUCCUCUCGCAGAAUGGUACAAAGUUGAAAAAACUUUUCAUUGAAAUAUGGGCGAUGACAGAAGAUGUCCUCAUACAUUGCUUGAAAUCAGUGCCGUCCGUCACCCAUCUCCAUCUCAAUAAUUUCAGUUCUGGUUCUGUUGAUGAGGAAAUCGCCUACUGCCUCACUCCUUCUAAAAGAAACCGUGACUAUCUCUGCCCUUUGCUUGAAGAAUUUCAUUGUGAAGGGUCGGAAUGUGCAAGCUUUUCUGAAGAAGAUCUAUUGUCCUUCAUCCAAAAGCGGCAUGUGUCCAAAUAUAAAAACGGGGGAGUGCUGAAACGAGUCAAUAUUAUCUUUCAUCGAAACCGUCCGGAGAAUGUAAAGGAGUUCUUUGGUUCUCUGGAAGCCGUACUGGAUUGGGAGGACUAUAUCAACCUUCAAUUUCGGGGGAUUGGUUAUAAGAUUGAUGCUCGAAUUUCUGUUGAAUCUUGGCUCGGACAUCCAACUACAACUGUGGAUGUCAAAUACGUGAGGGGGUCGUUAAGAGAAUAUGUCAUUCCCUUACCAUCUCCUCGGGCAGGCCUGGAUGGAUGA